Messenger RNA from Caenorhabditis bovis, 1212 nucleotides. Lineage: Eukaryota; Metazoa; Nematoda; Chromadorea; Rhabditida; Rhabditidae. The record is from the annotation of a GenBank genome assembly.
AUGACCGGAAAGUUGUACGGAAACAAAAACAACUUCAGAACCCAAAAGGUUUUGAUUGCCGCCAAGCUUGGAAACAAGACCGUCGAUCUUGCUGGAGAAAUCGCCCCUGUCGACAAGUUCCCUCUCGGCGUUACGCCAGCAUAUGAAGGAGAUGCACUUCUUUUUGGAGCCGAGUCUAUUGCUCUUCAUCUCUCUGGUGCAAACUCUAGCAAGAACCUUCCUGAAGUGAUCCAAUGGCUUCAGUUUGCCGAGGGAACCCUUCUCCCAGCUGUUUUGGGAUACGUCCUUCCAUCCGUCUCUGCUGCUAAUCUUGACAAGAAGACCGUUGAGCAAUACAAGAACGAGCUCUUUGCUCAGCUUCAAGUUCUUGAUAAGAUUUUGGUCAGCAAAACAUUCCUUGUUGGAGAGCGCCUUAGCUUGGCUGAUAUCUCAGUCGCUCUUGACUUGCUCCCGGCUUUCCAGCAUGUUCUCGAUGAUUCAGCUAGAAAGCAAUUCGUUAACGUCACCCGUUGGUUCAGAACUAUUGUCAAUCAACCACCAGUUCACGAAGUUGUCGGAGACGUAACCCUUGCAUCUUCAGUCGCACAGUUCAACCAGGCCACAUUCAAGGAGCUUUCCUCGAAGGUAUCCAAGGCUGCCAAGCCAGCUGCUCCGAAGGCUGAAAAGCCAAAGAAGGAAGCUAAGCCCGCUGCCGAUGAGGAAGACGAUGGAGUCCCACGUGAAGAAAAGUCGGUCGAUCCAUUUGCCAGCAUGCCAAAAGGAACUUUCAACAUGGACAACUUCAAGAGAGUGUACUCAAAUGAAGACACUGCCACGAAGGCCAUUCCAUUUUUCUGGGAGAAUUUCGACGCAGAAAACUACUCUAUUUGGAAAGCUGAAUACAAAUACCCAGAAGACCUCACUCUAGGAUUCAUGAGCUGCAAUUUGAUCUCUGGAAUGUUCCAGCGUCUGGAGAAGUUGAAGAAGAACGCCUUCGCCUCGGUUUGUCUCUUCGGCACUGACAACAACUCUACAAUUUCCGGAAUCUGGGUUUGGAGAGGACAAGAGUUGGUUUUCCCACUUUCUGCUGAUUGGCAGGUCGACUACGAAUCUUACGAUUGGAAGAAACUCGAUCCUAAAGACGAGGCCACCAAGAAGGAGGUUAAUGAGUACCUUCUUUGGGAAGGAGAUUUCGGAGGAAAGAAAUUCAACCAAGGAAAGAUUUUCAAGUAA